CAGACUUCUAAGUCAAGUCAACAACUGGAGUCGUAGCCAGAGUAACCAACACACGCCGCCGCCCCCCAGCGAUAUCCGCCUCCUUGGUCUGCAACAGUGCACCGGUCACGUAUUUGCACAAGGUCUUCAAAAGCAUUGAAUAUCAUGAUCAGAUCAUAGCAAAGUAGCGGAAUCGCCCUGCCACCGUGAUACUGGAAGUUGUGGUUGUAUCAUUUUGGCUUGGCCCCAAACAUUCGCCUUUCAAAUCGUUGACGCACUCCAUAUCAUCUUUCCAACGCUCAACCUCCCGGGUAACACUUUGCACCGAACACGUUCUUGCUGGCUCGACAUCUGGUGGGUUUGGCGAGGGGCUCAUGCACACAACUGACUUGCCAUGGGGAUCAAAGGAAUCUACCGUGAACUUGGCACGGGCCAGAGGAUAUCUCUCGCCAAACUGGCCGUAGAGAAACUCGAAAGCUCAGGCAGACCAUUGCGUAUUGCCAUUGACAUUGCCAUCUGGCAGUUUCAGGCACAGGCUGCACGAGGUGGUACAAACCCUGCUAUCAGAACUCUCUUCUACCGCCUGGUGCGUCUUCUCAGUCUCGGAAUACAUCCAAUCUUUGUCUUCGAUGGCCCUCACAAACCGGCCUUCAAGCGCAACAAGCGCUCUGGCAGAGGAGAUGGCGUUGCCACGGCCAUGGCAAAGAGAGUGACCCGCCUGUUCGGGUUUCCCGUGCACGACGCACCAGGCGAAGCAGAGGCCGAAUGCGCCCUUUUGCAGCAGAAAGGAAUCGUCGACGCCGUCCUCAGCGAGGAUGUCGACACCAUCAUGUUCGGCUGCACUCGAACCCUCCGCAACUGGACUGCAGAGGGAACCCGUGGUUCCAAAACACCAACUCACGUUAGCUUGUACGAUGUCAACGCAUUGCUGUCCACCGGAACCGGCCUGGAUCGGGAGGGCAUGGUUCUGGUCGCACUGAUGAGUGGAGGCGACUACCUCCCCGAGGGUGUGCCUGGCUGCGGCGUCAAGCUGGCGUGCGAGGCCGCGAAGGCUGGGUUUGGAAAAUCACUAUGCCGCCUCAAAAUUGACGACGACGUUCAGUUCGAGGAAUGGAGGGCGAAUUUGCGACAUGAACUCCGUACCAACGAGAGUGGCUUCUUCAGAGUACGUCACAAGGCACUCUCCAUCCCAGACGAGUUUCCGAGUCGGCAGGUUUUAAGGCACUACACCCAUCCUGUCGUUUCAAACGCAAAUACAGUCAACAAGCUAAAGACGGACGUCAACUGGGGCAGCGCGAUAGACGUGCAAGGCCUACGGUAUUUCGUCCAGGAGACAUUUGACUGGGUGAACAAAACCGGUGCUGUCAAGCUCACGCGGGUCUUGUCCCCUGGCUUGCUGGUGAAUAAGUUGCUGGAGAGGCAUAUGUCCAACGAAGCAACCAGCCAAACGCCAGAAGAGAUGGAACACCAGGAGUCGUGUCUAAUACAACGCAUCACUGGAAAACGAACCCAUCACAGUACCGACGGGAUACCAGAGCUACGUGUAGCCCAUGUCCCAACCGAAAUUGUUGGCCUGGACUUAUCACACGAACAGGAUGAGGUUGUGUCCUUUGACCGUCAGGGUCUGGCGCUCAACAGCGACGACGACCUUGAGGCGACUCUCGACGGCGAUGCUGAGACAGCGGGCGGCAAGACCAGGACAAAUAGCACUUUUGAUCCGAAUGUACCUGAGUUGAUUUGGCUGCCAGAAACGCUUGUCAAGAUAAGUGUGCCUCUGACAGUAGAGGACUGGGAGGAGAAGCAGCGUUCUAAGGCUCUUCCUCGGGCAUCGAGCAAGACGGUCAAGACGGCCAAGACGGCCAAGACGGCCAAGACGGCCAAAACCACAAAGACAAUUAAGACCACGAAGUCCGCCAGCACUGCACCACACGAAGCGGGCGCUCUCGACAAGUGGGUGCAAAUUACCAAGACCACAGGGACAAACCCCAGCACAACAUCACAGGAUAAGUACUUCGACGAUGGUGACAUUCAAUUACCACCGCUCGCCCGGUCGACGCUCCGCGGCUCAAGCCCGCCACUACAUUCGUCUGCCUCCGUCUCCGCCUCGUCGCAACUACCGACCUCGUUGCAGAGUUCAGUCAAUCUAAGUAAGCAAUCCAGGUCCAACGGGAAAGCGACGGCCGGCGUAGAACCGACCGGGCACCUGGGCGCCUGGGCACACGUUGGCUCACAGCAUAUGCCUAGGAUCACCAAAUCUCAACACCCCGCAGAGCCGAUUAUUUUGUCAUCUAGCCCCAUACGCGCGUCGUCUGCGCCUACUUGUCCGUCGCUGAGUCCGCCGUCGCCUCAGCACAUCAUAGACUUGUCAGGUCCCGAUGACGCGACCCUCAUCAAAGCGUCCAAGUCAUUCGGCACUUUCUCGUCACCCAGUCAACCGACGGCCCCUUGCAGUCAGCCGUCUAUCAAGACACGGCUGACCAGAGGGUCAUCACCGGCGCUCUCCGGCAUACCGCCCGACAACAAACAAUCUAUGAAGCAAACGCGCAUGGAUUCAUUCGUCACAAAUUUGCCCGACAAGCCAUUGAAUGUGGAAAGUCGGACACAUCCAAACACGCGAGAAAGCAAUGACGCACUGGCAUACAUCAGUGCCAGCAAGACCGUGAAGCCGAGUUCCCUCGGCCACAACGACACCAGCUUGAAUAUGCUUCGGAUCACCAAACCUCUGGCAAGAUGGAUAGAUUACGACGACGAUGACGCGCCGCCCCCUAUGGGAGGCGCUCCUGGGCGGGCGAGGAGAACGGCGGUGCCUCGGACGAGCGUGGGGGGUUUUUUCAAAGUCAUCGAUACGAGUGACGAGCAUGAAAAGAACGGGGCGAAGCCUACGCCAUCCAAACGAUCGACAACGUCGGCCUGUAGGCAAAGCGAGGUUUCCAUCAUAGAUCUUACAGGAGACGACGAAUAACGAUGCCGGCAUGGGAGAAAAAAUAGACAGUAGAUUGAUUAUAUAUGAGAUCUAAUGCCGUUGCUUGCCAAGCGCAAGCUUCUGACAACGUCAAGACGGGACACGUGCUCGCCAUCAAUGGGUAUCCAAGGCUAAAUCCGCCCACGUUCAAUAACAAGAUCAAGUCAAACAGUUUCGUUUAUCAUCAGAAGAAUAACCAGUAUGCUUCAUCAUCUCAUGCCGCAGCCAUAGCUAAC
Colletotrichum destructivum is the source of this 3177-nucleotide messenger RNA. Its product is annotated as Putative XPG/Rad2 endonuclease, XPG-I domain, PIN-like domain superfamily, yen1, H3TH. The record is from RefSeq and is a predicted model, not a curated record. Gene Ontology annotation, molecular function: 5'-flap endonuclease activity; crossover junction DNA endonuclease activity. The coding region runs from base 374 to 2941 and encodes 855 amino acids. The transcript has 3 exons. NCBI's taxonomy places the organism in Eukaryota, Fungi, Ascomycota, Sordariomycetes, Glomerellales, Glomerellaceae.